Messenger RNA from Telopea speciosissima, 2922 nucleotides. Its product is annotated as heat shock 70 kDa protein 15-like. Gene Ontology annotation, cellular component: cytosol; nucleus. The transcript has 10 exons. Lineage: Eukaryota; Viridiplantae; Streptophyta; Magnoliopsida; Proteales; Proteaceae. Bases 148 to 2688 code for a protein of 846 amino acids. Gene Ontology annotation, biological process: protein folding. The record is from RefSeq and is a predicted model, not a curated record. Gene Ontology annotation, molecular function: ATP-dependent protein folding chaperone; ATP binding.
AUUUCCGCGAAAGCUUGAAGGUACAUUCAGAUAAGAACCCUAAUUUUCGCAAUUUCUACCCGGCAAUUCUUAUGCUCUGAGAGGGAUCGUUGAUUGUUGGCCGGGAGUGACCAAUUUGUCAAACGGACUGAUUUUGUUCCGGCGAAAAUGAGCGUUGUUGGUUUUGAUUUGGGUAACGAAAGCUGCAUUGUUGCUGUUGCUCGGCAACGAGGCAUUGAUGUUGUUCUUAACGAUGAAUCAAAACGGGAAACUCCUGCUAUCGUCUGCUUUGGUGAGAAGCAGCGGUUCAUUGGAACAGCUGGGGCCGCUUCCACGAUGAUGAACCCUAAAAACUCGAUCUCUCAGAUAAAGCGUAUGAUCGGGAGGCAGUUUUCUGAUCCCGAGUUUCAGCGUGAUAUUAAAUCCUUACCUUUUACAGUUACGGAAGGGCCGGAUGGUUUUCCAUUAAUUCACGCUCGAUACCUUGGAGAAACAAAGGUCUUUACCCCAACGCAGCUAUUGGGGAUGGUACUGUCGAAUCUGAAGAGCAUAGCAGAGAAGAAUCUAAAUGCGGCAGUAGUGGAUUGUUGUAUUGGAAUUCCGGUGUAUUUCACGGAUCUUCAGAGAAGAGCUGUUUUGGAUGCCGCUACAAUAGCUGGUUUGCAUCCUUUACGUCUGAUGCAUGAGACGACAUCCACAGCCUUGGCUUAUGGAAUAUACAAGACUGAUUUGCCCGAGAAUGACCAAUUAAAUGUCGCAUUUGUUGACAUUGGCCACGCAUCUAUGCAAGUAUGCAUUGCAGGCUUCAAGAAAGGUCAGCUGAAGGUUCUCUCACAUGCAUUUGACCGGUCUCUUGGAGGUAGAGAUUUCGAUGAAGCUUUGUUCCAGCACUUUGCAGCAAAGUUCAAGGAAGAGUACAAAAUUGACGUUUUCCAAAAUGCACGGGCAUGCCUUAGGCUGCGUGCGGGUUGUGAGAAGCUGAAGAAGGUACUCAGUGCAAAUCCAGAGGCACCAUUGAACAUAGAGUGCUUAAUGGAUGACAAAGAUGUCAGAGGCUUCAUCAAGAGGGAGGACUUUGAGCAGCUCAGUGUUCCAAUUUUGGAGCGUGUGAAGGUACCUUUACAGAAGGCUCUUGCAGAUGCGGGAAUAACUGUUGACAAUGUCCAUGCAGUAGAGGUUGUUGGUUCAGGGUCACGUGUUCCCGCAGUCAUCAGAAUAUUGACUGAAUUCUUUGGAAAGGAACCAAGGCGUACAAUGAAUGCCAGUGAAUGUGUUGCCCGAGGUUGUGCACUUGAAUGUGCAAUCCUCAGUCCAACAUUCAAAGUGCGGGAGUUCCAGGUCAAUGAGUGCUUUCCCUUCCCAAUUGCCUUGUCAUGGAAAGGGUCUGCACCUGAUUCACAAAAUGGUGCCACCGAUCAUCAGCAAAGCACCAUAGUCUUCCCCAAGGGAAAUCCAAUACCCAGUGUCAAGGCCUUGACAUUUUAUAGAUCAGGAACAUUUACAGUUGAUGUUCAAUAUGCUGAUGUGAGUGAAUUGCAGGCACUGGCAAAGAUCAGCACUUACACGAUUGGUCCAUUCCAAUCUGCAAAAGGUGAACGUGCAAAAGUGAAAGUGAAAGUUCGCUUGAAUCUGCAUGGCGUUGUGUCUAUUGAGUCAGCAACACUUCUGGAGGAAGAAGAUGUGGAAAUCCCAGUUGUAAAGGAGUCAGCAAGGGAGACUACAAAGAUGGAAACUGAUGAGGCUCCUGCUGAUGGUGCACCUGCUGCUGCAGGUGAAAAUGAUAUAAACAUGCAAGAUGCAAAAGGUAGCACUGAUGCAUCUGGUGUUGAAAAUGGUGCUCCUGGGUCUGGGGAUAAGCCUGUGCAGAUGGAAGCAGAUGCAAAGGUUGAGGUUCCAAAAAAGAAGGUAAAGAAGACAAAUAUCCCGGUUACUGAAUUUGUUUAUGGGGGAAUGCCACCUGUUGAUCUGCAAAAAGCUGUGGAGAAAGAAUUUGAAAUGGCACUUCAGGACCGAGUGAUGGAGGAAACAAAGGACAAGAAGAAUGCGGUGGAGGCUUACGUAUAUGACAUGAGAAAUAAGCUGAAUGACAAGUAUCAAGAAUUUGUGACUUCUCCAGAGAGAGAUGAAUUUAUUGCAAAACUACAGGAUGUUGAGGAUUGGUUGUAUGAGGAUGGUGAGGAUGAAACCAAGGGUGUUUAUAUUGCUAAGCUGGAGGAGCUCAAGGAGCAAGGUGAUCCCAUUGAGGAGCGUUACAAAGAGAACUCAGAGAGAGGACCAGCUAUUGAACAAUUUACCUAUUGUAUCAACAGUUUCAGAGAGGCAGCAUUCUCGAAUGAUCCUAAAUUUGAUCAUAUUGAUGUAGCUGAGAAACAAAAGGUGGUAAAUGAGUGUGGCGAAGCAGAGGCAUGGUUGAGAGAGAAGUGGCAGCAACAGGAAAGCCUCCCGAAAUAUGCUUCCCCUGUUCUGCUAUCAGCUGAUGUGAAAAGGAAAGCAGAAGCAGUUGACAGGUUCUGCAGACCUAUCAUGAUGAAACCUAAGCCAGCCAAGCCAUCAACUCCAACUGAGGCACCUUCACCUUCACCCCAGGGCAAUGAACCCCAAAGUAGCGAGUCUGGUAGUGAAAACAAAGAAGACAAUGGUGAGGCAUCGCCAACUGCUUCUGAGCCAAUGGAAACUGAAAAGUCAGAGGGUGCUAAAAAUCAUGCGUAAGUUAAUAGGGCAUUUGUUUUGUGAUUCAUUCGAGUCAAAGAUAGGUUCAUUUUGUAUUUUUAUCGUUUCAGUUCGGGUGUGGAUGAGGUCGAGGGUUGAUAUGGGAUUCCCUACUUCUAAAGAAUUAGUUAUCAUGUUUGAAUUUAUACAAACACCCGGUGGUCACCACCGUUUGUUAUUACACCUUACGAGGAAUCUCUAGAAUCCGGUUUUCAAGAGGGAUUUAAGAGAAAA